Puccinia triticina is the source of this 2283-nucleotide messenger RNA. RefSeq lists its product as uncharacterized. The transcript has 10 exons. Lineage: Eukaryota; Fungi; Basidiomycota; Pucciniomycetes; Pucciniales; Pucciniaceae. Gene Ontology annotation, molecular function: GTP binding; microtubule binding; GTPase activity. Gene Ontology annotation, cellular component: cytoplasm; microtubule; membrane. The record is from RefSeq and is a predicted model, not a curated record. The coding region runs from base 1 to 2283 and encodes 760 amino acids.
AUGCUUUCUCGCUUUCGCGAAUGUAAAGAGGCUAGACUGGAACACCUCUCAAUCGAUUCAAAGCUCGAAGAGUUGCCAGUCAAGCAUGCAGAUCGAAUUCGUCGCCUCAUGGAGCUAACCCGCUCGCUCAAGUCUUCUAUGGGACAUCAGUGUGAUAUUGAACUUCCAAAAAUUGUGGUUCUAGGGGGCCCACUUACCAAGCAGAAUUCGUUGUUGGAAUGUAUAACCGGGGUUGAACUCCCUCGGGAGUUUGAACACGACCAAAGAGCCCCCAUCGAGUUCCGUUUGAUCAAUACAAUUGAAACCGACUGGGGAUGUCGCGUUAAAAUAAGGUACGACUAUACAAGGCAAAAUUACAAACAGAUCCCAGAGCAUGUGGAAGAGAUUACCUUUGGCGAAAUGAUUAGCGACCCAAAGAAGGUCGAAGGCGCAUUACGUGAAGCCCACAGUUAUCUGCUGGAUAGUGAUCGUUGCGUGACGGCCUCUCGAGGUAGCCAUCCUGAAACAGCCAGCGGUGGCACCGAAAAAUCAAUUCAAAGUGGCUGCCCGUUCAGCAAGAAUGUCAUCUGUUUAGAAAUCCGAGGGCGUUCGGUAGUAGAUUUGACUUUAGUGACUUUGCCCAAUUUUACUCGAAUUCACUCAAACCGGGCACUUCAAGACUUUGUAGUCUCUGAUUACCUCGAGACCAACUGUUGUAUUGUAUUAUUGAUCAAUGGGUCAGACCGUCCUCAAGUUCAUCCAGAUUUUGGUUUAGCCCAACAAGUUGAUCCCAUGGGGAGUCGAAUCAUAGGUCUUUUCAGCUGCCCAGACGUGGCUGAAGUGGCACAUUCAAGUUCGACAGCCAACUUAACAAGGGCUAUACAAUCUGGAUUCAGAGCGCUCCGCUCAGGUUCUGUCACAAAGGGGCCGUCGUAUUCCCCUUCGAAACCAGAUGCGUCGCUUGCAAGGCAGAUAAGCAACAGGUCAAUUCGAGGCACGACCACAGCAUGGAAGGCGAUGAGAUGGCAAGACCCAUUUUUUUCUGAAGUGAAGUUUGCGUCGACUUUCGAUGGCUCAGAACUGGUGAUAUUCUUCGGAGAGAUUUUCUCAGAGUUAUUACAACAAUCGAUACCCAGGUUGCUGGGAAUUACCUCUCAAAUCUAUACACUCCAAUCGCCCAUGAAUAUCGCGCCUGCAAAGCCUGGAGAUGAUAUCAGGGAUCGUUCUUUCUAUCAGGUCUACGCGACUUGUGCCACGGAGAUAAAUCGUUUCGUGGCUAGAACAAUUGCUGGUGAAGAGCUUGGCAGCGAGAUUGAGGAGGUGUACGAAGAACUAGGAUCCCGGGCCUUUUCCGACCUUCCGCUUUUUGUCCCGGUACCUAGGCGAGAAGAUGAUCUUCCGGCUUUUAAACAACUUUCAGAACUUGCAGAUAUGAAUCUGUACCCGGAGGCCUACCGGACGACCGACCCACAAAAAAUCGACAUCCGCUCACGCCGACCAAGGGUCUAUUUGAAGGAGGUGCAAGACUAUCUGAGACAUAUGAAAAGCGUGAACUGCCCAGGAUCACCAGGAGCUGUCCAUCCUUUCUGCGAAAAAACUCCUCUUAUGGACUUGCCGAUCCUGAAGUGGAAAUCACAUGCCCACGAUGCACUUUCGCAGGUGUUUCGACUCCUGCAAGGCGCCAUCGACCGCAUCAUCAACCAGCGGUGUACAAGAACUCCCAGUUUCCAACCCAAAAUUAGUGAAUUCAUAUAUCUACGCCUCAAUGAUAUAUUUUCGGAAGCACAAAAAAGCCUCGAUACGACACUGGAAUUUGAACUGGUUCCUUACACCCAAUGUCUACAACAACUAUUGACCCUUCGGGCUAGUAUAUUAGAGACAUGCCAACUCUCCUGUCACCUUCUCGACAGAGGAGAGGAAAAAAGAACCCCAGAUCUUACAAAAAGAGGGGCUAUGCACCAACCAGGUUUGCGGAACGGGUGGAUGUCCUUCGAAAGCAGAGGGGCCGCUUCACUUGAGAGGUCCAAGCCAAAACUGAAUGGCUGGGAAGUAGAAGUGAACGCUUGCGCAGAGGCGUCGGCUUACCUAGAUUUGGCACUGAGGAAUUUGUUGGAAAUUACGUCGAUGACAAUUGAGAAGGAGUUACUCGACGAAAUGGAUACUUGUGAUCUAGCAAAAUUCUCCCUUUCUACUCCCAGCAAUCCUGCCCCACCUUCAGCAGUCUUACAUCUAGUAGGCGAAAUUCAAAAUAUCAUCCAGGAUGAAACAGAAGAGCUACUUUUACUCGAUCCUUUCCAGUGUUGA